GCCCGACGCCACUCUUGCCCUCUCGACCCGCUCGAGCGUCGAACCUAACCCUCGAUCCCGCCUGCGCACGCUCGGUUCUCUUCAGUACACGCAUCCAUUUGCCUGCGACCCAAAGUUAUAUGCGUACGUCCCCUCGUCCCCUCAAGCCCCAGAGCCCGCGCACAAAGCAUAGCAGACAUCAUGCCACACGCGCUCUAGUGUGUUGACGAGGAGGGUGAGUAACAGCGCUCUGAUCCUUUCUGCCGACCCUGCGACGCCCUCGAUCUCUGACGCCAAGCCCGUUCGCUCACUUGAUUCCCUCAAUAGCCAAUUCUGCCUUUGUGCCCAUGCGUGAACGCGCGACCCCUCGACGCCAUGCACCCGCCUUUGCAUGCUAUCCCCGUUCGUCCGCGCGCUUCCCCUUGUCCCGUCAAGCCCAAGUUAGACUCAUCUAGCCCACACCUGCCCGCCACCGAAUGCCCUCGAUCCCUUUCAUCCCUUGAGCUCACGCACCCGCCUUCGCCUGCGACCCAGAUCCGACCCAGAUCCGCUUCCGCAUGACUCAUCCAGCUCGCGCACGCGUGCAC
Messenger RNA from Heterobasidion irregulare TC 32-1, 566 nucleotides. RefSeq lists its product as uncharacterized. The record is from RefSeq and is a predicted model, not a curated record. NCBI's taxonomy places the organism in Eukaryota, Fungi, Basidiomycota, Agaricomycetes, Russulales, Bondarzewiaceae. The transcript is spliced from 4 exons. The coding region runs from base 355 to 540 and encodes 61 amino acids.